Nymphaea colorata (pocket water lily) is the source of this 1529-nucleotide messenger RNA. Its product is annotated as protein MALE DISCOVERER 1-like. The record is from RefSeq and is a predicted model, not a curated record. Gene Ontology annotation, molecular function: protein kinase activity; ATP binding. The transcript has 7 exons. Gene Ontology annotation, biological process: protein phosphorylation. The coding region runs from base 236 to 1306 and encodes 356 amino acids. NCBI's taxonomy places the organism in Eukaryota, Viridiplantae, Streptophyta, Magnoliopsida, Nymphaeales, Nymphaeaceae.
CUACCUAAGAUUGAAGCAAUUUCUUGCCUUUAGCUGAACACUUUCAUUGGGAAAAAUAAAUCACUGAUUUAUGUGUCUUCCUCAGCAUGUUUAAAUUUGAUAUGAGCAUCCUGGUGUGUGAAUAUGUGUCGCACUUUAGCCUUUUCUAGAGAUCAGAAGAAAGAAGACCAGCAUAAAUUCCCUGUAUGUAUAUAAGCUCUCUCUCUUCUUCAGUCUCUCUGUCGGAAGGACCAAGAUGAUGAGCCCUUGGAUAGCUUGUGCGCUGGGUGCUGCUUCUUUUCUUGCAUUGCUGUUGUUGCUCUUCUUCGUUCUUCAUAUUGUAGCCAAUGGCUUCCUCAGUGGAAGUGGGAAAGGUUUACUAAAGAAUGCUAAAAGGUUAAGAAGAAAAGGUCGACGCCCACGGAAAUUCACUCUCAAGGAGAUCCAUAUGUAUAGUGAAGAAUUCAGUAAUAAGAUUGGAAAUGGGUCAACAAACACUGUGUUCAAAGGAAAUCUGCCUGAUGGCACGGAAGUUGCAAUCAAGAGGCCUAAUGCAGAGAGCAUGUGCAGCUUAUAUGUCGCAGCAAGGACAGAAAUUCAGAUUGAGCUUCUAUCACGCAUUCGCCACCAAAACUUGGUGAAUCUUGUUGGUCACUCAGACGAAGCAGGAUGCCAGGUUCUUUUGUUUCAAUAUGCAUCAAAUGGGACACUUUAUGAAAAUCUACAUGGGAAUGAACAUUUAACAUGGAAACAAAGGACAAAGAUCAUUGGUGGUAUCGCCUAUGGGCUUCACUAUCUUCAUUCCUGUGUUCCUCCUGUUAUUCAUGGUGAUCUUUGUUCACAAAUCGUCCUACUAACAGAGGAUUAUGCUGCAAAGAUUGGUGGCAUAGGAAAGUCAUUGCCAGGACCAGCAUCUGCUGAGAAAGAGAAGAGAGAUUCAACCACUCAAGCAGAAGGCAUGGAGAAAGGAGAAUACAGUUCUGCCAGAGAUGUUUAUGCAUUCGGAAUUCUCAUUAUUGAAAUUGUUUCAGGAAAGAUGAUCACAUCCGCCGAUGGUGCCUGCAUUCUGGACCAAUGGACAAGGGACAUUUCACCGAGCCAGGAGAAGAUGCUGGACUUCAUUGAUCCAUCAAUGCAUGAUGUACCGAUUCCAGAGCUCGCUGCUGCCAGAGAGAUUGUGAGGCUCUGCCUAAGAAGUGAGCCUCAUAGGCCAACUAUGGCAGACAUUGUGGAACUGGUACUGAAGGACUUGAAGAUCACCAUUGAGGCUGCUGCACCACUCACUAGCCCUGUUACACUGAGAGGCCUUCUUGAAUUGCUAGUUUGAAAUUUCUAAGCUUGAAUUGAAGUCCUGGCUUUAGUUGGCAUGGAUUGGUUCUUGAUUUGAUUGAGAGCUUGACUUGGGCUGGGUUGCAAACGUAUAUGUAAAUCUGGAACUACACUAAGCUGAUAGUGAAAUAUUAUUGUUGGUAGCUUCAUUAGCAAGAAACUAUGGGAAUAUUUAGAAUUUUGUCUUCUGAUUUAAUUAAAAAAUACCAACUUCAACUUCU